Molecule: messenger RNA, 2146 nt
Organism: Gymnogyps californianus (California condor)
Lineage: Eukaryota; Metazoa; Chordata; Aves; Accipitriformes; Cathartidae
Gene: ICMT
Product: isoprenylcysteine carboxyl methyltransferase
Exons: 5
Coding region: 1-891 (296 amino acids)
Biological process (GO): C-terminal protein methylation
Cellular component (GO): endoplasmic reticulum; membrane
Molecular function (GO): protein C-terminal S-isoprenylcysteine carboxyl O-methyltransferase activity
Source: RefSeq, a predicted model, not a curated record
AUGAUGGCGGCGGCGGCGGCGGGUCCGCGGCGGGGGCGGCUGGGCCGGGAGGCCCGCGCCAGCCUGGCCGCCUUCCUGCUGGGCGCCUCGGUGGCGGCGCUGCCGGUGGCGCUGGGCUCCCCCUCCGCCCUGCUGGCCGCCCCCGGCCUGCGCGGCCGCCUGGCGCUCGCCCUACACGUGGCGGGCGUCAACGCGGCGCUGCUGCUGCUCUACCCGCGGCCGCUCUACAAGAUCGCCGUCCGGGCGUGCUUCCUGGGCUUCGCCUUCGGCUGCGGGCUGCUGCUCAGCGCCGGCCGCUCCGCCUGGCGCCACUUCGGCUGGUACAUGUGCUCCCUCUCCCUCUUCCACUACUCGGAGUACCUGGUGACGGCCAUCAACAACCCGCGCAGCCUCUCGCUGGACUCCUUCCUGCUCAACCACAGCUUCGAGUACAACCUGGCCGCCCUCUCCUCCUGGGUGGAGUUCACGCUGGAGAAGCUUCUCUUCCCAGAGCUGAAGCAGAUCACCUGGCUGAGCACUGUAGGCUUGGUGAUGGUGAUCUUUGGGGAUUGUCUGAGGAAAGCGGCCAUGCUCACAGCUGGCUCCAACUUCAACCAUAUUGUUCAGAAUGAGAAAUCGGAUACUCAUACUUUGGUGACAAGCGGGGUGUAUGGGUGGUUCCGGCACCCGUCUUACGUGGGAUGGUUUUACUGGAGUAUUGGAACGCAGGUGUUACUCUGCAAUCCCAUCUGCAUGGUGGGCUACGCGCUGGUGUCCUGGCGCUUCUUCAGGGAGCGGAUCGAGGAGGAGGAGAUCACGCUCAUUCACUUCUUUGGAGAAGAGUACCUGGAGUACAAAAGGAAGGUGCCGUCGGGUCUCCCUUUUAUUAAAGGAGUCAAGGUGGAACUGUAACGCGGGCGAAAACCGGACUGGCUGAGCGAACGCCCGGCUCCAGGCACGGCGGGGCGAGGGACGAUGCGUGGUGCCGGCGCCGGGAGUAGACCGUCGGUAUUUCCCGGCCGCCCAGGAGGAGCUGGCGAAGGGCUGCGGAGCUCGGCGGCCUGCCGGGUCGCUAGCAGAUCAGAAGCUCGUUCGUCCUCCUCGAGAUAAGUCCUUCGUUGCACAUUCAGGGAUCUUCCAGAUAACUUAGCCUGUAGCGACCCUAAAGAGACUCGAACCCUCCUGCCUGCAGCAGCUGAAUUACACGCCUCCGGACCGAUUCUUCCGGAGAACAGCUCUGCCCUCCCGCCCCCGUGCAGGAAAGGCGCCGGUCAGCGGAUUGUUCCUGUGCCAUAAUUCGAUUUUAAAGCUUUUUGACCUUGCGAGCCAGGCAGCGUGGCUUUAAUCUCUUUAGGCCCGAUUCUGCAAGCUGGCGCUCGGGCGGCUCGCGGGAGCCGGCCUCCAGCUCUCCGCUCCUCGGGUGCGGGGGCUGCCUACCCCCUGCUUGCCGGAGAGCCGGCAGCGCGGCACCAGUCGGUUCUCUCCCAGGCGUUAACGUUCGCAGGGAGGAUUCUUCCGCUCGCCUCGUGCCGCUGGAUCGCGAGCACCUCUGUGAAACACGGCAGGAGAGUGAGCCCUCUCCCUCCUCCUCGGCUGCCACCGCGAAUUCGGGAGUCACCGUUUCAGCCGCUGCCUUCCCGAGCCUCCCCGCCGCCACCUCUGUUCCCUCUUCCCGCUUCCAAAGCGCGCUGCUUCCUCUCCUGCCGGGCCGCCUCCGUCCUGCAGAGAUCCCGGGAUUUUGGGUUGGGAAAGAACCGCAGCUGCCGGGCUUGCCGGGGGCUUUAGCGCUCAAGAUUCUUGCCUGCUUUUUUGGGCGAAAGCUGGGAUGUUGGCGUGACUAGGAGACGCUUCUAGGGAAAUUCUCCAAACGGGGAAAAAAGUUUGGCUAGCUAAUGCUAUUUUAAACGUUACCAUUUUGGAAAUGGUUCCUACUCGAGCUUUGUGGUAUAACUUAUUCUGUCGUUAUAUACCAAAGAGGUUCACUGUUUUCUUGAGUUUUACGUUAUUCUUCCUAGCUGGAAUGGAAACAAGUUGCUUGUCAGUUCACGCUUCGGGCUUGCGGUGUUCCUCGGUGAAGGUGCUGUGGUAUGGCUCAGGAAAGGGGGCACUGAUGGAAAUUGCUUUGAUUUUGGUUGGUUUUUUUAUAUAAAACAAAAAAUAUUGCCGA